Molecule: messenger RNA, 1334 nt
Organism: Micromonas commoda
Lineage: Eukaryota; Viridiplantae; Chlorophyta; Mamiellophyceae; Mamiellales; Mamiellaceae
Gene: SBPASE
Product: Sedoheptulose-1,7-bisphosphatase
Exons: 2
Coding region: 39-1193 (384 amino acids)
Biological process (GO): gluconeogenesis; fructose 6-phosphate metabolic process; fructose metabolic process
Cellular component (GO): cytoplasm
Molecular function (GO): fructose 1,6-bisphosphate 1-phosphatase activity
Source: RefSeq, a predicted model, not a curated record
CACAGCUUCCACCUUCCACCAACCACCAGUUCGUAAAGAUGGCUGCCAUGACCCGUGCCAUGCCCACCCUCGCGGUUCGCGCCUCCGCCGGCGCCGCGCCCCGUCGCGCCGCCGCCAAGGCCUCCAAGGCGCCCGUCCGCGCGGCCCGCGACGUGCGCGUCCAGGGCGGCGACGCCUACGGCGCCUCCGGCACCUCCUUCUACACCACCACCGAGAAGCAGGAGUCCUACGACUCCCUCGACAACGUCCUCGACGCGAAGUGCGCCGACCCCGAGGUCCGCACCGUCAUCAAGGAGCAGCUCGACGCCUGCGCCGACAUCACCGAGGCCCUCCGCUCCGCGCUCGUCACCGUCGAGGGUUCCUCCAACACCUUCGGCGACGCGCAGCUCUCCGUGGACGUCAUCGCCGAUCAGAUCAUGUGGGACGCGGUCAAGUCCUCCGCCGUCGUCGCGUUCGGCGCCUCCGAGGAGGAGCCCGUCGUGAAGCCCUGCAACCCCAACGGCCGCUUCACCGUGUGCUGGGAUCCCCUCGACGGUUCCUCCAUCGUCGACAACAACUGGGCCGUCGGCACCAUGAUCGGCAUCUGGUCCAAGGAGACGGGCUCCGGCGAUGACGGCAUGCUCGGCGCCACCGGCCGCGAUCAGGUCACCGCGCUCAUCGCCAUCUACGGCCCACGCACCACCGUCCUCGUCGGUCUCGACGACGGCGUGUACGAGUUCUCCUACGGGUGCACCCCCGACGGCUGCCAACUCCCCGACGGCACCUUCGAGCCCUGGAUCUGCUCCCGCAAGCAGAUCAAGAUCAACCCCGACUCCCGCAUCUUCUCCCCGGCGAACAUGCGCGCGGGCCAGGAGGUCGCCGGCUACAAGAAGCUCAUGGACUACUACAUCGACAACAAGUACACCCUCCGCUACUCCGGCGGUCUCGUCCCCGACGUGUACCAGCAGUUCACCAAGAACAUGGGCAUCUUCACCAACCCCACCUCGGACAAGUCCCCCGCCAAGCUCCGCCUCGCGUUCGAGGCGAGCCCCUUCGGCCUCCUCGUCGAGAAGGCCGGCGGCAAGACCUCCGACGGCGUCACCGGUGGCUCCGUGCUCGACGUGAAGAUCACCCAGGUGGACCAGCGCACCGCGCUCUGCAUCGGCUCCGCCAACGAGGUUGAUCGCUUCAACAGCUUCGUCCUCGGAAAGUAACCGGUUAUGAGACGAUCACGGCGCGGGGGGUGCUCUCGUUUCGUUACCCAGCUGACGUCGAUGAAUUGAUCCGACGCUCAGAAGGUAGUUCAGCGAGCGAACUGUAUUAAUCAGAUUCAACAACAAACACAUUCAUCGAUG